Messenger RNA from Mus caroli (Ryukyu mouse), 1083 nucleotides. The record is from RefSeq and is a predicted model, not a curated record. Lineage: Eukaryota; Metazoa; Chordata; Mammalia; Rodentia; Muridae.
AUGCAGCUGGACAAUUCCAAGAACGUGUUGGCUUCCCUUCAGGCUCUCCGUGAGGCUACUGAAUCCGCACUAGCGAACAAUACAGUCAGGUUGGCUAAAGGUGACUCCAAGAAACAAGGCAAGAUAUCUGUUUAUGCCUUCUUCAAGCAGACAUGCAGGGAAGAACAUAAGAAGAAAAACCCAGAGGUUCCAGUCAAUUUUGCAGAGUUUUCCAAGAAAUGCUCUGAGAGGUGGAAGACCAUGUCUAGCAAAGAGAAAUCAAAGUUUGAUGAAAUGGUAAAGGCAGAUAAAGUAAGCUAUGAUCGGGAGAUGAAAGAUUAUGGACCAACUAAAGGAGGCAAGAAGAAAAAGGACCCAAAUGCCCCCAAAAGACCCCCAUCUCGAUUUUUCUUAUUCUGCUUCAAAUUCCACCCCAAGAUCAAAUCCACAAACUCCGGCAUCUUCAUUGGAGAUGUGGAAAAAAAUAAUCUGGGUGAGAUGUGGAAUAACUUAAGUGACAAUGAAAAGCAGCCUUACGUUAUCAAGGCAGCAAAGCUGAAGAAGUAUGAGAAGAAUGUUCCUGAGCAUCAGUCUAAAGGGAAGUUUGAUGAUGCCAAGGGUCCUGCUAAAGUUGCCCGGAAAAAGGUGGAAGAGGAGGAGAGAAGGGAAGGGGGAGGGGAAGGGGAAUUCUCCAGACCAGAGGCCCAAAGGAAGCGAAUCUCGGGCGCCUGCCAGCUCCGCCACCAGAAGCUGGGAAAAGUCCCCUCCCCUCCGUCCUCCAGCUCGUCUCCGACUCCGCCCAGGGGCCAGCCUGCCAGGCCCCGCCUACGUACGGCCCCGCCUCACUUCCCUCCUCCCCGUCGCGACCCGGCCAGCCCCGCCCUGGCUGGCGCCUGCGUGCGCGUGCGCGAGGCCCAGCUCGCUCCCUUCCGAACGCCCGCGCCGCGCAUGCGCACUGAGCGCCGGCGGUCUCCGCAUUCGCCUCCGCGACUCGCCCUUUUCCCAGCUCGGACCGCGGCCCCUCCCAGAAGUUCCCGCAUCAUCAGCCGCACGGCCCCUACGGUCGUCUUCCUCGCCGGCCCACUGCAGCCGGUCUUCCCCUGA